AUGUAUGCUGUGUACAAGCAGGCGCACCCUCCCACGGGGCUGGAGUUUUCCAUGUACUGCAAUUUUUUCUCCAAUUCUGAACGCAACUUGGUGGUGGCUGGAACCUCUCAGCUGUAUGUUUACAGGCUCAACCAAGACUCUGAGGAUGGCUUCGUGCAGAAUGUCCACAUCCCCAAAGUGCGGGUGGACCCUGACGGGCGCUGCGCGGUGAUGCUGAUCUACGGGACGCGGCUGGUGGUGCUGCCCUUCCGCAGAGACACGCUGACGGACGAGCACGAAGGGGUCAUGGGUGAAGGGCAGAAGUCUAGUUUCCUGCCCAGCUACAUCAUCGACGUGCGGGAGCUGGACGAGAAGCUGCUGAACAUCAUCGACAUGCAGUUCCUGUACGGCUACUACGAGCCCACCCUGCUCAUCCUCUUUGAGCCCAACCAGACCUGGCCAGG
Molecule: messenger RNA, 443 nt
Organism: Gekko japonicus
Lineage: Eukaryota; Metazoa; Chordata; Lepidosauria; Squamata; Gekkonidae
Product: cleavage and polyadenylation specificity factor subunit 1-like
Exons: 3
Cellular component (GO): mRNA cleavage and polyadenylation specificity factor complex; nucleus
Molecular function (GO): protein binding
Source: RefSeq, a predicted model, not a curated record